This is a messenger RNA of Lagopus muta (rock ptarmigan), 4314 nucleotides long. RefSeq names its product meprin A subunit alpha (gene MEP1A). The coding region runs from base 851 to 2995 and encodes 714 amino acids. The transcript has 14 exons. Gene Ontology annotation, molecular function: metalloendopeptidase activity; protein binding; zinc ion binding. The record is from RefSeq and is a predicted model, not a curated record. Lineage: Eukaryota; Metazoa; Chordata; Aves; Galliformes; Phasianidae. Gene Ontology annotation, cellular component: membrane. Gene Ontology annotation, biological process: proteolysis.
CCUGGCCUUGAACACCUCCAGGGAUGGAUGGGGCAUCACAGCCUCUCUGGGCAGCUGUUCCCGGAGAAGCACACUCUGUAUGUCUGUAGGUGACACUAAGCUGAGCUGUGUUCUGCAUGCUGGAAGGAAGGGAUGCCAUCCAGAGGGCCCCCAACAGGCUGGGGAGGUGGGCUGGUGUGAACCUUGGGAAGUUCAGCACGGCCAGGUGCAAAUGGCUGGGACAAUCCCAAGCACAGACACAGGCUGGGCCAAGAACAGACCGAGAUCAGCCCUGAGGAGGAGGACUUCUGGGUCCUGAUGGCUGUGGCUGUCGCUGGCAGGCAGAGACAUGUUGUGCAUGGAGUUGUGUGUCCUGGGGUGCAUUGGCCAUGGGAAGGUGCUGUCAGUGCCUUUGUAAUUGUAUCUCUCUUAUUUCUAAUCUUUACGAUAUAAUGUUAAUUAUUAAUAGAGAGAAACCCCAGCUGAAAUUCUCAUGUCACCAGAGUGCUAUAAACUCAAUAAUUCCCUUUGAGCAUGUGGCUUUUAUUCAGUGCAACUGAGAUUGUAAUGCUGAUAGACAAUAAAUACAGUGGAAGGAGUCAGCAACUUUGGGCCCAACUGAGAUGGGACACAAACCCCAUGUGAGCCUUGCACUGCCUGAAACUGGGAGUGAUCACAUUCCUCUCUAACAUUCCUCCAAAGUGGACUUGGGUAAAGGACAGCAGCAAUGCCAUCGCCUGUCAUCAAGGGGGGUGAUAUGAUGUUAUGAUAAAGUUACCAAGGUGGAAAGCUGGCAGCUGGUUGGCUGGUGCCUGUGGGAAGCUCAGCAGCAUGCUCUAUAUAUUGCCAGAGAUGAGGGGAGCCAGCUUCCAUGUCCACUGCGGAAAUGGGCACCCGCAGCUCCCUGCUCUGCCUGGCACUCCUGUUAUGUUAUGCAUGUGCUACUCCAGUCUCUGUUGAGCAUCUCUCCAGUGAGCCUGAUGGAGAAAAUGAUGCUAGUGAGAUAAUCAGAGACAUUCCAGACAUAAACUUAGCUGCUGGAUUGGACCUUUUUCAGGGUGAUAUCUUGCUUCCUAAAAACCAGCGAAAUGCCUUAAGAAACGACACCUACAGAUGGCAGUUCCCUGUUCCCUAUAUCCUGGGUGAUGACUUAGAUCUGAACGCCAAAGGAGUCAUUCUCCAGGCACUUGAAAUGUUCCGCCUGAAGUCCUGCGUGGAUUUCAAGCCAUAUGAAGGAGAGGCAAGCUACAUAUUCUUCAUAAAAGAAAGUGGGUGUUGGUCCAUGGUGGGGGACCUGAAGAAUGGGCAGAACCUCUCUAUUGGGUCAGGGUGUGACCACAAAGCAAUCGUGGAACACGAGAUCCUGCAUGCUUUGGGGUUCUACCACGAGCAGUCGAGGAUGGAUCGCGAUGACUACGUGACCAUCUGGUGGGAUGAAAUCAUUACAGGCAGAGAACACAACUUUAACAAGUACAAUGACAGCUACAUCACUGACCUGAACACGCCCUACGACUACGAGUCAGUGAUGCACUAUGCACCGUUUUCCUUUAACCAAAAUGACGACAUCCCCACGAUCACAACAAAGAUCCCAGCAUUUAAUGACAUCAUUGGGCAGCGUCUGGAUUUCAGCGACAUUGACCUGGAAAGACUUAAUCGCAUGUAUAACUGCACUUCGACUCUCACCCUCUUGGAUCAGUGUUCCUUUGAGAAUGAAAAUAUCUGCGGCAUGAUUCAGAGCACCACAGAUGACUUAGAUUGGGUCCACCAACAGAGCAGUGCUACAGGAGACAAGGACCACACACUUUCUGGGCGCUGUACAGAUGCUGGCUAUUUCAUGUACUUCGACACCAGCUCUGGAAAUGCAGAAGAGGUGGCAGUCCUGGAGUCCCGAAUCCUGUAUCCCAAGAGGACUCAGCAGUGCCUCCAGUUCUUCUAUAAGAUGUCAGGGAGCUCAUCUGACAAGCUGGUCAUCUGGACUAAGGAAGAUGAUGGGACUGGAAACGUUCGCAAGACGAGGAAAAUUGAAACCUUUCAGGCGGACAGUGACCAGGACUGGAAAAUCGCCCACGUGACCCUCAAUGUUCAGAAUAAGUUCCGAUACCUCUUCCAAGGACUGAAGGGCAACCCCAGCUCUUCCUCUGGUGGGAUCAUUGUCGAUGAUGUCACACUGACAGAGACCCCCUGUCCCACGGCGGUGUGGAUCGUUCGGAAUUUCAGUCAGAUUCUGGAAAGUGCGUCAAGUGACGUCAUUCAGAGCCCUCGGUUUUACAGCCCCGAGGGUUACGCUUAUGGCAUAAGUUUGUACCCCCAGUCCAGUAGCAGUGGCUACACCCGCGUUGCCUUCCACUUGUGCAGUGGAGAGAAUGAUGCUGUCCUGGAGUGGCCAGCUCUGAAUCGCCAAGCCAUGCUCACAGUGCUCGACCAGGACCCUAACGUGCUGCAGAGGAUGUCUGCCAGCAGAAGCUUCACCACAAGCACAGACCACAGUGUAAAUGGAAGCUUAAUAUGGGACAGACCAUCCAUUAAUGGAAGCUUUGAUGCCUCAUGCAAUUGCUACAGAACCAGAGACCGGGGGUGGAACACCUUCAUAUCCCACAGCCAGCUGAGACGAAGAAACUUUCUGAAAAAUGAUAACCUGAUCAUUUUUGCAGAAUUCCAUGACCUGAUUCACCUCAAUAACACCGAAGUCCCCGUCGUGUCCGAGCAAUCUGCUGUCUCAGAGGGCCACAUUUUAGAAAGAAAGAAGAGAGCAGCCGAGGAGAUGGAGCCCAUGCAGCGCUGGCUGCCUUCCCUGCAAGACCCGUGUGAUCCAAACCCCUGCCAGAAUGAUGGAGUCUGUGUGAAUGUCAAAGGGAGACCGAGCUGCAGGUGCCCAUCAGGACAAGCCUUCUUCUUCACAGGUGAGAGGUGCCAGUCCAUGCAGGUCCACGGCAACAUCCUGGGAAUGACAGUUGGUGGAAUUGCUGGAACCAUUGUCUUAACUAUUAUCCUCAUUUCCAUGAUGGCUAGAAGAUAAAGAAAUGCAGAGGGAUAAAAGCAAAUCUGGUGGUUUUUUUUGUGGUUCACCAGACAUCAGUUUUCAGUGAAAAACGACAAAUACAACUUGUGCCAGACCAGCCAGCAUCUGGAUAUUGAAAUGUUCUACCAACAUCUUGGCAGCUGUCCAUUUAUUUCAUAGGAUUUGGCAGUUCAAGGUCAUUACAUGAACUGCUGCCUAAUAAAAGCUCAUAUCCUGCCUCUCUCGUGUAUUUCUUUAUUGUUUUGUUACCUCAUCGAAUAGCAAGCAGCUGUGCUGAGAGUCCAUGCAAGCAAUCCUAAUCACAGUGCAAACUUUAAUGGGAAGAACUUCUCUAAACAUCAGGGAAAGCCAUUUGCAAGCAAAUCUGUGAAGAUUCUAGAAAAAUUCCUAUAGAAAUUGCCCAGGAUACUUAAAGGAUAUAAACCCAUAGUUAGGUAAGUCAGUACAUCAACACUUAUCUUCCACUAAGCUGUGGGGCGUUCAGCCUGGAGAAGGGAAGGCUGCAGGAAGGCCUUCCAGUAAUGAGGAGCUCAUAAGCAGAAGGGGGAGUGACUUUUAUACAUGGUCUGAUAGUGAUAGGACAGCAUGGAAUGGCUUUAAGCUAAAAGAAUGGAGAUUGAGGUCAGAUAUUGGGAGGAAAUCCUUCACUCAGAGGGCAGAGAGGUGCUGGCACUGCCCAGAGCUGUGGUGCCCCAUCCCUGGAGGUGCCUGAGGCCAUGGAUGGCCCUGGGCAGCCUGAGCUGGAGGUGCUCCAGGACCGUGUAGAUGUGGUACUGAGGGACGUGGUCUAGUGGGGAAAUACUGGUGGUGCGUGGAUGGUUGGACCGGAUGACCUUGGAGGUCUUUUCCAACCUUGGAGAUUCUAUGAUUCUAUGAAUUUGGGGUUGGAGAUUCAUGAUCCUUGAGGUCCCUUCCAACCCUGGCCAUUCUGUGAUUCCGUGAGUCUGUGAAUUCCAUCCUUUAUUAUUUUUCUUGAGCUGUAUUAAAUCAGAGGAAGGUGCCAUGGCAGUGACUGUUCCAUUGCUAGAAAAGAAAUCCAGAGAUAAGCUGAACAUGUAGGAUGUCAUUAGAACACCAUUUAACUGAACGCCUUGCCGUUAAGCAGAAGAUCCAGGUGAUGGCAACUGUCAGAAAACAAGUUCGUGUGGCAGCCCUCACUUCAGCAAAGGGUGUUCAUGGAGGGCACAGGGAGGAGUUGGGAUGAAGGGCUGGGCCAGCUGAACAAAUGUAGCCAGCUCACCAAAAUGCCACACACCUGAGGUGAGCAAGCUGUUGGUGAGCCCACUGCUCCCCUUGGCUCUGCCAGUGACCUGGCU